CGCAAUUUAUUGGUAAACAUUGAGGAGAAAUAAUUUUUUCGGUUGUGAUUAAUAUCCUUUGUUUUUUUUAAUUAACUUAUUGUUUAUAAUUUUGACAGUAAUUAAAAACUGUAGCCAUGGCCUUGAAGCAGCACUUUUUAACUUGUACAGGUCACACAAGACCAGUUGUGUUUCUAAAUUUCAGUGGAAUCACUGAGGAUAAAUAUUAUCUCAUCUCUGCAUGUAAAGAUGGUAAACCAAUGUUACGUCAAGGUGAAACUGGUGAUUGGAUUGGUACCUUUGAGGGACAUAAAGGAGCAGUUUGGGGAGCAGCUCUUAAUGUCGAUGCGACAAAAGCAGCGACUGGAGCGGCUGAUUUUAGUGCUAAACUUUGGGAUUCAAUUAAUGGAACUGAAUUAGCCUCAUUACCUCAUCGUCAUAUUGUUAAAUCUGUUUCCUUUAGCUCGGAUAGUGUUCAACUUGCUACUGGAAGUAAUGAAAAGUUGAUCAGAAUAUUUGAUCUCAAUAGACUUGAUGCUGAACCUUUAAAGAUCACUGGCCAUACAUCGUCUAUUAGACAUGCAUUAUUUCUUAAUGAUGAUAGAUGGUUAAUAUCAGCAUCAGAUGAUAAAACAAUUCGACUCUGGGAUUUAACAUCUCUCCAAGAGAUCCAAAGACUAGAAUUUCCAACCAUUCCAAAUGAUAUUGAACUUUCAUCAGAUAAAAAUCUUCUCACGGUUGCUUCAGGUUCAUCAGUUAGUUUCCAUGAGACUUUAAGUUUAUCCAAAGUAAAUGAGUACCAAGUACCAACUAAAGUGUAUACAGCAUGUUUAUCUCCUGAUAAAAGUGUUUUCGUUUGUGGGGGCGAAGAUUUCACAAUGUACAAGUAUCAAUUUGACGAUGGAACAGAACUUGAUUCUUUUAAAGGUCAUUUUGGUCCGUUACAUUGUAUCCGAUUCUCACCUGAUGGUGAACUUUAUGCCAGUGCUAGUGAAGACGGAACAAUCCGUUUAUGGCAAACAAUUGUUGGUAAAACUUAUGGACUUUGGAGAUAUGAGACGUAAUUAGUUGAUCCAAAUUAAGAGCUGAAAAUUUUGAGAGACAUUAAAUUGUAUUUUCCAUUCAACACAUCUUCUUAUGGCAUUCAUCUCAAUUUAGUUGGAUCUAAAUUGAGAUAAUCAAUAAAUAUAACAUUGCAGAGCAAAAGUAAAACAAAAAAAGGGAGAGGAAAAGGCGAAACAAUUUACUUUUAAAUCAUUGAAUUAACUUUUUUCCAAAUCAAAUGAUCACAAUUUAUGUUUCAUUGUCAAAAUUUUGAUUACUUUGAAAAUUAAGGAAACUCAAUGAGAAAGGAUUUCACAUGUUGUAAAAAUCACUUAUUUUAAAGUGUAAUCAGUGUAUAAAUAUUUUCCAAUUUAAGUGAAGUAUUUAAAUUGUCUUCGAACUGUUAAAAUUAAUCAACUCAAGGAGAUUAAAAAUAUUGAUCAUCAAGAAA
Panonychus citri (citrus red mite) is the source of this 1474-nucleotide messenger RNA. RefSeq names its product serine-threonine kinase receptor-associated protein-like. Gene Ontology annotation, cellular component: SMN complex. Gene Ontology annotation, molecular function: protein binding; RNA binding. Lineage: Eukaryota; Metazoa; Arthropoda; Arachnida; Trombidiformes; Tetranychidae. The coding region runs from base 117 to 1043 and encodes 308 amino acids. The record is from RefSeq and is a predicted model, not a curated record. The transcript has 4 exons. Gene Ontology annotation, biological process: spliceosomal snRNP assembly.